UAAAGCGCAUCUGAAGGAAUUCGAAGCAGCGAGCAGAGUACCGUGGAAAAUGCUAGGGAUACCACGUCGUAGGGUCGACCGUCGCGGGUCGGCAUGACAUGACCCGACUCUCUCACCAACCAUGUCACCUUCCGACCGUGGGUAAUCUCCUCUCCGCCAGGGUAUAAAUGCUCUCCCUCCACUCAUCUCAUCCUGUAUCUGCCCCGCACACCGCGCUCACCCACCUAAACCAACACACCCAAUCCCAUUCCUAUCUAAAGCGAUGUCAUCUACAUCAACCGUCCUCGCAUCCGUCAACGGCCUCAUGGCCUCAGCGACCAUCUCCUCCCUCCUCUCCCAAGGCUUUACCAUCAAAGGCUCAACAGGGCCAUUCGACACACCCUCCUCCUCGUCCUUCUUCGCCCACUACCCCGAAGCCGCGCGGUCUAUCCCCUGGGUGCGCCUGCCCUACCUCGGCGCACCAGACGCCUUCGAACCAGAGAUCGCAGAUGCAGACUACGUCCUACACGCUACCGAAGGCCUCGGGUUCCUGCUCCUCGAAGGUGGGCGCAGGCGCGCACGGGAAGAGAAGAGGAGGCGGAGACAGGUGCCGAUGCUUCGCGCCCUGAGCGUCUACAGCAAGGGCUUCGAUCUGGAGGAGAUGACACCGACGAGCGCGAGACCGAUUGAGAUUGGUGCUGCGUAGCAUCGUAUCGACCCACGACGGCCGCUUUCGACCAUACAUGAUAUCUCCAGCGUGGAUUCUAUACCGCGCCGAUCGCCCGACCCCCUAUCGGACGGCUACCAAAAACCAGCAAGACGCUCCCCUUCGUCGCCGCACCCAGCUCAGCAUCCAACACCCUCAUAUCCCUCCUCCUAUUCCCCAGCAAUGUAUUC
Dacryopinax primogenitus is the source of this 876-nucleotide messenger RNA. RefSeq lists its product as uncharacterized. Lineage: Eukaryota; Fungi; Basidiomycota; Dacrymycetes; Dacrymycetales; Dacrymycetaceae. The record is from RefSeq and is a predicted model, not a curated record. The transcript has a single exon. Bases 263 to 685 code for a protein of 140 amino acids.